Orbicella faveolata is the source of this 1041-nucleotide messenger RNA. RefSeq lists its product as uncharacterized. Gene Ontology annotation, cellular component: mitotic spindle microtubule; centrosome; HAUS complex. NCBI's taxonomy places the organism in Eukaryota, Metazoa, Cnidaria, Anthozoa, Scleractinia, Merulinidae. Gene Ontology annotation, biological process: spindle assembly; centrosome cycle; microtubule nucleation. The record is from RefSeq and is a predicted model, not a curated record.
UCCCAGAAGUCCGCCAAUUUUUUUGUUUUGUGCAAACGUGGUUUUGCUUCAACUUCAUUUCAGUUUAAAUUUUAUCGACUCCAGUAGAUAAUGUUGCGUUCAUCCUUUGUUGAGGAGACAGCGAACCCUUGGUCACCGUCCUCUACAUAUAUUAACGUCGGUUCGUUACAAAAUAUUCUAACUUUCGCUGAAAAGUCAGGUCACAUUGACAGGAGGAAUGUUAACAUGGAAGAAAUUAGGAGAAAAGUGGAUACAAGUUCUCCUUCAGUGGCCUUGAUAAGAUUACUGAGAGAAAUUACAAGACUGGGCAAAGCGUUAGACAAGGUAACGAUUUGUCAACGUUCGAGCAUUGCUGAUGCAGAUGAGGAAUGCGAUAUGGCGGCAGUCAGAGGCCUUUCAACAAGUGAUGCGAUGUUCAAAUCUGUGAUAAACAACAUGCUGAAAGAUUUUCCCCAUGUGGAGUGCCUUCAUGAAGAUCAGAGGGAUUGCAUAGAAAAUAUGGUCAAUGGAAGUAGGUGUCACCAGCUUGAACAAAUCUCUGGUCAGUUGUCUACCAUCAUUGAGAAAAAGGAUGAACUCAUCUCUAGAUUACAACAGCCCUUUGUAGGAGAAUUCUUGGAAAUAGAUGCAGCACAUCACAAGAAUACAGCAGAGAUUCUGCCCAUGAUUUCAUCAGACUUAGCUAGCUUUCCAACAGUGCUGGAGAACAUUGCUUGGAUAAGAAACUUCUCACUGGCAGAUGGCCAACUGGUAUGUGAAUUUAUAUCAUUUUUGAUGCUCCUUGAAAUGUGAUUGAAAAUCCUUUUGCAACUCUUCAUAGUCAUGCCCAUUCUGUUGAAAACCAAUUUGUGGAAUCUACUCACUGAAGUAUGUGUGUUAUUAUCAGUUAAUUUGUAGCAUCAUCAUUUUUGAUCCUGCAAUCUACUGGUAUUCAAUUAAUUAAGGAGAUGCAUUCUUUUUAUAUGAAAACUUAAACCAUCUCUAAAUGUGCAAACGGACUCGAUUCACGCAAAGGUAUUCACUUGAAGAACUUGUGACCCU